GUUUAAUUGUCAUGCUAGCAAUUAGACCAUUACAGCAAAAGACGACGAGAAGAAGAAGCUGCAGAAGAACAAGUCCAGACUUUUUAUUCAUUUUUUAAAGUGAAGGACCAAGUCCCGCAUGGAACCGGGCGGUGCAAGGUUCCAGCCCUGGCGGGACUACUUUGGCUUGUCGGACGCAGUUCGAAGGAUCGUGAGUCGGAACCCGACAACUCCGGAUCCUCCAGAGCAGAUGAUUCCUUCGGAACUGGACGCUCUCCUGGAAAAAAACGACCGUCAGGUGAACUGUGUAGCAGAUGAUCCAACCCGAUGCACAAGGCAGUUCCACAUUCAUGCACCAGGUGGCGAUCUGCUGGAUGUUCCCGCAGAAGGAGUGCUGAAAGCAGGGCAAGAGCAGAAGCAGCCGAAGACACCCGAGCCUGCACCCGCGCACAUGCUGUGCCGUUUCUGCAAACGUAACGGGGAGCCCGAGGUGGUCUACAAGUCUCAUUGGCUGAAGGACCUCUCGGGAGAUGUCCUGUGUCCUGUCCUGUGGCAGUACGUGUGCCCUCUGUGCGGCGCUACAGGACCGAAAGCCCACACUAAGCUCCACUGUCCGAAGGUGGACAAGGCGUACCGGUCCGUUUACUCCAAGGGUAGACGCUGAACUUCUGGUCUCCUUGGGAGGUUUCACCCGUGUGGCUUUCAACCGUUUUACAGACCGGAUUAAAAUACAUGCAUGCUGUUUUGCAUGGGUUCGAGCUUUAGUUGGUUUGUGUUACAGGUUGGCGUUCAAUAGUUCAACUCUAUUGCCAAUAAA
Molecule: messenger RNA, 796 nt
Organism: Doryrhamphus excisus (bluestripe pipefish)
Lineage: Eukaryota; Metazoa; Chordata; Actinopteri; Syngnathiformes; Syngnathidae
Product: nanos homolog 3-like
Molecular function (GO): zinc ion binding; RNA binding
Source: RefSeq, a predicted model, not a curated record